AGAUGACAGCUGCGCACCGAGGGAGGGCAAAGCCAAGCCGCUCUGCCACUUAGGCACGAGUGGGCUCUGAGCCGGCCCAGAUCUGCCGAGGCGAGGCAGAGGCAGGAGGAUCCACUCCCUCUCUCCACCGGCCAAGCUCCGUGUCGCCUGGAGAGGGUGGCAGCGCCAAGGAAAGCGAGGGCAGGGGCAGCCAGAGUUCCCGAGCUGCCUACUUGAAGUCAAGGAGGAGGAAGAGGCGGCGGGACAAGCAGAGCCGGCCAGCCCGGAGGAGGAGGAGGAGAGGAUGCUGCUCCUGCUGCUGCUCCCGCUGGGGCUGCUCCUGCCGGCAGAGCUGGCCACACAAAAGUUCUCCGCGCUCACGUUUUUACGAGUGGAGCAAGACAAGGACAAAGAAUGCAGCUUGGAGUGUACAGGAUCCCCUCAGAAGUCUCUGUGUGCUUCAGAUGGCAGGACAUUCCUAUCCCGUUGCGAAUUUCUACGGGCAAAAUGCAAAGAUCCUCAGCUAGAUAUUGCCUACCGGGGCAACUGCAAAGAUGUUUCAAGAUGUGUGGCAGAGAGAAAAUACACUCAAGAACAAGCACGCAAAGAGUUCCAGCAAGUUUUCAUUCCAGAAUGCAACGAUGAUGGCACUUAUAGCCAGGUUCAAUGUCACAGUUACACCGGGUACUGUUGGUGUGUCACUCCAAAUGGCCGUCCAAUCAGUGGUACAGCUGUAUCACACAAAACUCCGCGCUGUCCAGGUUCUCUAAAUGAGAGGCUUCCACAGCGAGAAGGUACAGGAAAAGCAGAUGAUGCCUCAGCUCCUGCACUGGAGACACAGCCCCAAGGGGAUGAAGAAGAUAUAGCUUCUCGUUACCCUACAUUAUGGACUGAGCAAGUAAAGAGCAGGCAGAAUAAGACCAAUAAAAAUUCUGCAGCUUCAUCAUGUGACCAAGAACUUCAAUCAGCUUUAGAAGAAGCCAAACAACCUCAAAAGGACAAUGUGUUCAUUCCAGAAUGUGCAAAUGGUGGCCUUUACAAACCAGUGCAGUGUCAUCCUUCCACAGGAUACUGUUGGUGUGUCCUUGUUGAUACGGGGCGCCCCAUACCUGGUACAUCAACAAGAUAUGAACAACCCAAGUGUGAUAACAGUGCCAGAGCUCAUCCAAGCAAAACAAAAGAUUUGUUCAAAGGGCGCCAGCUUCAAGGUUGUCCAGGAGCCAAGAAGAAUGAGUUCUUGACCAGUGUUCUGGAUGCACUUUCUACAGAUAUGGUGCAUGCAGUUUCUGAUCCUUCUGUAUCUUCCAGCAGGCUUUCAGAACCAGAUCCAAAUCACACUCUGGAGGAGAGAGUGGUCCACUGGUAUUUUAAACAACUGGAUAAAAAUGCCAGCGGUGACAUUGGAAAAAAAGAGAUCAAGCCAUUUAAGAGAUUCCUGAGGAAAAAGUCCAAGCCCAAAAAAUGUGUGAAAAAGUUUGUGGAAUACUGUGAUGUGAAUAACGACAAAUCAUUAACAGUUUCAGAACUCAUGGGUUGCCUUGGUGUAACAAAAGAAGACAAUAAAGCAGACACAAGGAAACGCCAUACUCCAAAAAAUAAUGGUGAAAGCACUCCUUCCAACAGGCAGCAGACCUCAAAGAAACAAGGCUGAACAUUUCAUAUCUAAGGCAAAUCUCUCAGACAUAUGGGAGAAUCCCUCACCAAAAGGCAAUAAAAUGUAGUAUUUGCACUUUGUACUUUAAAUGUAAAUUCACUUUGUAGAAAUGAGAUAUUUAAACAGACAUUAAAAAUCUGUGAAAAUGUAGUAACGGCUUGUUUUAAACAGUUAUCACAUACAAUGUAUGUGUCUUUCUGUUGUCUCAAAUCUAUACGUCCUGAAGGUGUAAAAGUUUGCAUUUAAUCUGUUUUGAAAGAAUAAUGUUAUGUUAGGCAUUGACACAGAAACUAGACUUAGUGUUUUUAUUUCCAGUUGUAUCGCUUGUUUUCUACAUAAUUAAUAAUAUUGAUGAUGGUUAUACUGAGAACCAGCUUUAUUUGAAGUCUGCUGUAUUCAAAAGGUUAUUUUAUCUGUAUUUGAGGUUGCAUGCUCCUAAGUCCAAACAAAGGCUGGAAAUCAAUAUUGCCUGGGGGAAUUUUCUCUGUUGUGUUUUAGGGUGACAUUGUUUUUUUAAUAAUUGUGUUGGGCUACUCCAGAGCAGAACUGUACGUCAAGAAUGCAACAAUGAAAGGAUUUUAAAGGGUUUUUUUUUCUUCUCUCUUCAUUUGUCUUUUUGCAUUAAGGUUUUGUAGAGUUCUUUUCUCUAUCUUGUUUUUAGAGGACAUUGUUAUAAUAUAUGUUUAUUUUAUUUUCAGUCCCUUUUUUCUGUUUGGAUGAUCUAGCUUGCCAACAAUCUGACAGGAAGUUCAUUGUGUCACUCAAAAUGCUUCUUCCAAGACAUAAUAAUGUAAUAAAGGGGAGUAUUUGUUCAGUAUUGUAAAUCUAAUUAUAAGGAGACAAAGAAGGUGAAUCUGGCUUGUCAAGUGUUUCUUACAGUUGGCUGGACUAUGAUGCAUAACUUGUGGUGCCCCAGGAUCUACAAAGGUAAAACCAUCACUUGAACAAAUUAUGAACAGUUGUGUUUAAAAAAUGCGCUCAGCACAGGCACUCCCUUAGGGCAUCCUUCUUGCCAUCUGGGAGAUGUUCUUACAAGUUUUCAUACCUUUCCAAUCUUUUGGAGAUUUUUUUCCACCUCUUUCCUGGAAUGCCUUAAGGGGACAUGAACUAGCAGAUGUGAACUUCAUAACAAAAGAUUUGAAAAGAACAAAAAAUAAUGAGCCGAGCUUCAGACCUUGGAUAGCAAUAAAUUUUAAGCAGCCAGAGAGAUUAAUGCACAGGGUAGACACACACUGCCAGCAUCCCAAAAAAUAAUGUUAAAUGAUGUGCCUAUUUAGGAUUGUAGCAAUGAACAGUGAUUUUUUUGUUCAUUAAAACAGCCUGGACAAGGCACAGGAAUAACAGUUGGUAAUCAGAUUCUAAUACAGGCUCUGUGUUUGUAUCUGCCUACAUAGCUACAUGAUAAUAUACUGUUGGCUAACUUUGUACUUUGUGGAACAGAGCAAAAGAAAAUUAGUCUUGUGGUUAGAGAUUUUGUGGAGUAGGGCACAAAAUACUAAUGUAAGUUUAUCUUUGUAAAAACAACAUGGAAUAUCAUUUUUUUACUCAGAAUUUAUUUGAUAUCUUUUUAUAAUGCUAAAUUUGAAUUUAAUCUGUAUAGAUUAAACAUGUAGUAUGCUAUAAAA
Anolis sagrei ordinatus is the source of this 3258-nucleotide messenger RNA. It is a transcript of the gene SMOC2, whose product is annotated as SPARC related modular calcium binding 2. Gene Ontology annotation, cellular component: basement membrane. Gene Ontology annotation, molecular function: protein binding; heparin binding; extracellular matrix binding. Gene Ontology annotation, biological process: extracellular matrix organization. Lineage: Eukaryota; Metazoa; Chordata; Lepidosauria; Squamata; Anolidae. The record is from RefSeq and is a predicted model, not a curated record.